Messenger RNA from Stylonychia lemnae, 1614 nucleotides. The record is from the annotation of a GenBank genome assembly. NCBI's taxonomy places the organism in Eukaryota, Ciliophora, Spirotrichea, Sporadotrichida, Oxytrichidae.
AUGUUCGAAAAGAACAGUUAGCCGAAAAAUGAUAACCCUUUAGUGAGAAGAUCGACUGUUGCCCCAUCUCAACAAAAGAUCUUAGGUGGCUAGAAUACUCUUUAGAAGACAAUAUCUACAAAUCAAAAUACUGAGAUAUCGAGUGGUGCAUCUUUGACUAGCCAAGAGAAGUCUGUUGAGAUUACAAGUAGCAACACUAGCAAUGUGCAAGCAUAAAACACAAUUUCAUCCUAGAUUGAUCAGCCUUAAUAGAAAUCGGUAGAUAACUUAAAGUCAGUCUUCGAAAAGAAGACCUCCGCCCCUCAAUCAAGAAAUCCUGCAGGAGGAUUACCUUAAAGCAAGACAAGUGAUAGUGGAUGGAUUAAACAAAAUACAUUAACGAGUUCCUCUUAGAAUACUUCAUAAAAUGUUGGUGGAGGUGUCAAGGAGAACCCUUUCAAAGCUAAGUUUGAAUAAGAAAAACAAAAGUUACAAUAAGAUGGUCAAUAAUAAGUUCCAAAACCUUUAAACAAUCCUUUCGUGAAAAAUGAUUCAUCAAAAUAGACAGUUGAAAUUACAUCUAAAAAGGAUAAUGUGCCCAUUUAAUCUGUUAAGUAAAAUCAAGAAACUAUAAUUCAAUCUAAGUCAAAGCAAGAAGCAGUAAUCUAAUCACAGCCAAAACCAUUACCAGAAAAUAACUUUUAAAGUUAAUCUACUUCAAAAGUUGAAAGUGUUAUAACAUCAAAAAAAGAAGAGGUUAAACAGGAAAUUACUCAAACGAAUACUGAACAAAAAUAAUAACCUGAUUUAGUGAAAUCAUAAACUUUCGAAGAGAAAAAAAAGGAAGAGCCUAAAAAGCUUAUAGUUAGUGACGUGUUUAAAGCAUAGCCAAAGUAAAACGAAAUGCAAAGAAAAUCAGAUCCUCCUAAGAAACUUGUGAAUCCAUUUGAGAAAACUGUUUCUGGUAAUGCUGAUGCUCUGAAGAAAGAAAAUAAAGAAUCAAUUUUUCAAUCUGUCAAAUAGCAAAUUCCACCUCCUUUGAAACAAGAAACAUCUCCAGCAAAGUAACAGGAAGUCAAGACUUAAGAUAAAAGCUCUCCUACCAAAAAGAAAGGCUUAUUUGAAGAUUCUGAUGAUUCUGAUGAAGAAAAUUAGGAUAAAGUAGAAGAAAUUAAAACUUAAACUAGUACUGUUUCAAAUAAUAAUGCUAAUCCCGCCUUUAAAAAGAGCAAUACCACGGCAUCAUCCAUUAAAUAAUAGAGCGAGCAAAGAUUAUCUCAGCAAGUUGCUUCCACAGGGGAAAGUCAAGAUUUCAAGAAUUCACUUGCGAAUCUUUUGGCAAAAGGAAAUCCACUUAUGCCUGGAGUCGCUAGAAAAUCUACCAUAGUAGGACCAAAGACUAAGGAAAAUCUAGAAGAAGAAAACAAAGAGAAGAUCAAAUUUGAAAUUUUUGAUGAGGAGCCAGGCUUGAAUAAAUAUAAGUCUACAGCCCCAAUCCUUGAUAAUGUAAGUUACUAUAAUUUAGAAUAAAUUGAUUAAUAGGAGGUGAACAUGAUGAAGCCUUAGUUGUUGAAAAACAAAGCUAUGAGUAAGCAAUAUAACUUCGAUGAGUUUGGAUCAGAUGAUGACGAAUGA